This is a messenger RNA of Dama dama (fallow deer), 258 nucleotides long. RefSeq names its product serine peptidase inhibitor Kazal type 7 (gene SPINK7). The coding region runs from base 1 to 258 and encodes 85 amino acids. The transcript is spliced from 4 exons. Gene Ontology annotation, molecular function: protein binding. The record is from RefSeq and is a predicted model, not a curated record. Lineage: Eukaryota; Metazoa; Chordata; Mammalia; Artiodactyla; Cervidae.
AUGAAGACCACUGGGGGUCUCCUUCUGCUCUGUGUAGUGGCCCAUCUCUGCUCCUGCUCAGAAGCUGCUAGCCUGCCUUUAAAAACAGUGAACUGCAGCAUUUACAAGAAGUACCCGGUGGUGGCCAUCCCCUGCCCCAUCACAUACCUGCCUGUUUGUGGUUCUGACUACAUCACCUAUGGGAAUGAAUGCCACUUAUGUAUUGAGAACUUGAAGAGUCAUGGAAAAGUUCAGUUUCUUCAUGAAGGAGUAUGUUAA